AUGGAGGAUCUAGAAAAGCUGAGGAGGGAGCAUUUCGCAGCUCGUUUCCGACCACGCCCACCGCCCCGGACCUGGGAGAAGGAGGAAGCGUUGGGGGAGAAGGAGGACCCGCCUUGGACCUUUGAGCACUGGGCGACGGAGCAGUCGAGGGAGCCAAAGGUGGAGGAAGUGUUGGGGGAGAAGGCGGGGGCGAAGAGGAAGGGAUAA
Messenger RNA from Linum trigynum, 207 nucleotides. The record is from the annotation of a GenBank genome assembly. NCBI's taxonomy places the organism in Eukaryota, Viridiplantae, Streptophyta, Magnoliopsida, Malpighiales, Linaceae.